AUGCAAGGGCAGUUUGAGAUCAAGGAGGAGGUCAUAUUGGAGCUCUUGGAGAGCAUUAAGGUGGAUAAAUCCCUGAUACUUGAUGGGACCUAUCCCAGGUUAUUGAGAGCCCCGGCCAAUGCACGUAUCGUCCACUCAGGCCAGGCAUGUGUGGUGAAGGACGACAACCUGAGCGAGAGGGUCUACACCAUCCGUGAGGGCAGCACACUGCUGCUGGUCUGCCUGGUCACCGGGCACCCCCGCCCACAGGUGCGCUGGACCAAGACGGUGGGCAGUGCGUCGGAGCGGCUGCAGGAAGGCUCGGUGCUGAACGACACGCUGCGGAUCGCGGCCAUCCAGCGCGGGCAGGGCGGCCGCUACUACUGCAAGGCGGAGAACGGCGUGGGAGGGCCGGCCAUCAAGUCCAUUCGAGUAGAUGUCCAGUACCUGGACGAGCCGGUGCUGACGGUGCACCAGAGCGUGAGUGACGUGCGCGGGGAGAACUACUACCGGGAGCGCACCGUCUUCCUGCGCUGCACCGUGCAGUCAAACCCGCCCGCGCACUUCACCUGGAAACGGGAUGGGCAACCCGUCACCCAGAGACAGGACCAGGGUGUCGACAUCUACGAGCCCCUGUACACCCAGGGGGAGACCAAGGUACUGAAGCUGAAGGACCUGCGUCCUCGAGACUACGCAAACUUCACCUGCCUGGUGUCCGUCCGCAAUGUCUGCAACAUUCCCGACAAAUCGGCCUCCUUCCUGCUGAAGAACACCACGGCCCCGCCGCUGGUGUCGGUCUCAGUGCCGGAGACGGUGGUGGUGGACCCAGGCACGGACGUGGAGAUGGAGUGCCGGGUAGAAGGGGGAGACCCCCCUCCCCAGCUGCGGUGGUCCCACUCGCCGGGCCCCAUGCCCCCCAACGCCCGGGUCCGGGGCGGCCGCCUCUGGAUCCAGGCCGUGGCCACCGAACAGGCCGGUUUCUACAACUGCUCAGCGCACAACGGAGUCGGCACUCCCGCACGCCGGGCCGUGGAGCUGCUGGUCCGCACGCUGCGGAAUGCCGGUUUCUGGAUCACGCCCGACCCGUUCCACGAUGAUGAGCAGGUGCGGCUGGACCGGGAGGUGAAGGUGUCGUGCCAGGUGGAGGCGGUGCCUGCUGACCAGCUGACCAUCCGCUGGCUGAAGAACGGCCGUGCCCUGCGGCCCAGCAGCCGCAUCAUCAUCUCUCGGCACGACCAGGACUUCCCUGCCGGAGUCAGCAGCGUGGACAUCAUCAACAUGCGCUUCUCAGACUCCGCCACCUACAGCUGCCUUGCCUCACUCAGCUCACCCGCACUGCCAGACCUACGGCUAGACGUCAACGUGUCCACCAGCCUCAUGCCCCCAGUGCUGGAGGUGGAGCAGCCAGUGGUGGAGGUGGAGGAGGGCUCAGACGCGGAGCUGCGCUGUGUGGUGCGGGGGAAGCCGCUGCCGGCGGUGCUGUGGUCGCGGGUGGACAAGGAGCGGGGGAGCUCGGCACCGGGAACACCAGAGUGGGUGACGGGGGAUGGCACCCUGCGGAUGGAGGGGGUCCGCCGCGACCAGGGGGGCACCUAUAGGUGUCGCACCGGCCGUGACAACGCUCUCAACGUGAAGCCCAGGGAGGCCAGCGUGCAGCUCAACGUGAUGUACCCCCCAACGGUGGAGCCGGAGUUACUGGAUGUCCGUCAGCGGCUGGGGGUGUCGGUCAGCCUGGCCUGCAGGAUGGUGAGCGGCAGCCCGUCAGAGGCCACCCAGGCUGACUGGAGCCUGGGGGGGCUCCCACUGGAGGGGCCCAGCCCCAGCCCCAGCCCCGACCCCCCCGACCGGUCUGAGCUCACCCUCCCCCCACUGACCGCCCGCAUGUACGGACUCUACCAGUGCCGCCUCUCCAAUGGUGUGGGAGCACAGAGCUGCACCUUCAACCUGACCGGACGAUCCUACGAGCCUGAGUUCUACUUCGAAAACCCCCAGCCCCAGGUGCGGGUGCAGAGGCCCGGACGCUUCUCCUUCCUCCUGCAGUGGACCCAGGUGGCUGCCCCACGCCGUCACGGGGAAGUUGGGGAGAGCUGGCUGGAGGGGAGGAGGGGCCGGGCCAGAGUGCGGAUGGGGGCGGAGGUGAUCCAGGUGAACCGGUCGAUGGAGCCGGGAGCGUUGCUGAGCUACACGCUGAGCGACCUGCGCAUCCCCAACAGCUACAGCGUGCAGCUCACCCCCAUCACCAGCUACGGGCCCGGAGACAGCGCCCAGCGCAUCCUGCACUACACCCACCCUGCCUCCUCUCUGCCUCCCUCAGGGGAGCUGGUGUGUGGCUUUGAGGACCAGGGUCUGUGUGGCUUCACCCAGGACACGCGUGACGACUUCGACUGGACACGGGAGAACAACGUGACCCAGAACCCCAAGAACACGCCCAACACCGGCCCUCGCUUCGACAACAGCGGCAAGAAGACUGGUUACUACAUGUUCAUUGAGGCUUCGACCCCCCGUCGGCUGGGAGACCGUGCCCGUCUCUCCAGUCCCCUGUACAACGUCAGCCAGAAGCGGGGCUUCCGGCCCCCGCGGACCACCCCGUUCUGUGUCUCCUUCUACUACCACAUGUACGGCAAGCACGUGGGCUCCCUCAACGUGCUGCUGCGGUCGCCGGGGGUGAAGACAGUGGAGAAGACGGUGUGGACCCUGAGCGGCAACCAGGCUGAGGAGUGGAGGCGAGGCAGUGUGACCAUCAACCCCAGCAGCCCCUUCCAGGUGGUGCUAGAGGCGGUGCGAGGGGCCGGAUACCUGGGCGACAUCGGCCGGGACGACGUGAGCAUCACCCGGGGCCCCUGCAACAAGCGGCCCUUCUCCGAGAAGGACGUGAUCCCGAGGGACCGCAACGCUGCCGCCGCCGCCGCUCUAGAGCGCCCGUGGGCCGCGGGGCUGCAGCCGCUGCUGCUGGUGGCGCUGGGCGGCCGGGCCCUGCCCCGGUGAUGGGGCCCCGCAACCCACCCACCCAUCCUGGGACUCCCCCUCCCCCCUCACCCCAACCCC
Messenger RNA from Leucoraja erinaceus (little skate), 3024 nucleotides. RefSeq names its product MAM domain-containing glycosylphosphatidylinositol anchor protein 1-like. NCBI's taxonomy places the organism in Eukaryota, Metazoa, Chordata, Chondrichthyes, Rajiformes, Rajidae. The record is from RefSeq and is a predicted model, not a curated record. Gene Ontology annotation, biological process: homophilic cell-cell adhesion. Gene Ontology annotation, cellular component: plasma membrane. Gene Ontology annotation, molecular function: protein binding.